AGCUUCAUGAUCAUUAGCUACAUUUUUCUUGCGGCGAGUCUGUCUGACAUGUGCUUGAAGGCUAAAGCAGCAGAAGUAGUCAAUGGUUACUUUGGUUUCGAAGUGCCUGGAAUCAUGGCGGGGUUGGCCGGCUCACAGAUUCGAUUUGUGCUUCCAGGAGGCAACAAAGUCGAAGGGUGGACACUCCAGUUACCAGGCCUAUUGAACCAUACCAAUGUAACAAGAACAACCCCUGGGUUGUACAUAUUAGAUCCUAGCUUCAGUCUCACCUCUCAGCUAUUUAUCUCUUAUUCAAGCUAUCAUGCUUAGCUGUUCUACAGGUGUUACAAGC
Molecule: messenger RNA, 331 nt
Organism: Pseudomassariella vexata
Lineage: Eukaryota; Fungi; Ascomycota; Sordariomycetes; Amphisphaeriales; Pseudomassariaceae
Exons: 1
Coding region: 7-309 (100 amino acids)
Source: RefSeq, a predicted model, not a curated record